AUGGCGCUCAAGUCGGUCUGGCGGGAGGCUGCGCGGCACAAGAAGAGCGGCGGGAGCGGCGGCGGGGACGGACACCGAAGGAUUUGGUUCGAGCGCGACGUGCUCCUGGCCCUGCGCCACCCGCUGCUCCCCGCCUUCCGCGAUGUCCUCGCCACCGACGCCGUCGUCGGCUUCGCCAUCGACCGCUGCGGCGGCGGCGACCUCAACUCCCUCCGACGCCGCCAGACCGAGAAGAUGUUCUCCGACUCCGUCAUACGCACCGUCUUAUUCUUCGCGGAGCUGGCGCUGCUGCAGUAUGGUCUAGUGCAGUCCAAGCCCUCCAUGGUCGCCGCGACUGCUGUCUACGCGGCCAGGCUCCCCCUAAAGAAGACCCCUCUGUGGACCGACACUCUGAAGCACCACACUGGCUUGACUGAAGCACAGCUGAUGGACGCGGCCAAGAUCCUGGUGGCCUCGCACUCCACCGCGCCUGACAGCAAGCUGAAGGUCGUCUACAAGAAGUACUCGAGCGAUAAGCUGGGAGGAGUCGCCCUUCCAGAUUAGAUCAUGCUUGGCUACUCGACAAUGUAUUUUGGUCUGUAGAUGCAUCUUAUUCUUGUUGAGAAUCGUUUGGAUGUAGAUCUAUUUUUACCUGUUAAUCUGAUUUAGUUUAGGACUAAAUGCUUUGUUGUUUUUGUAGUAUUAGUCAGAUUUAGUAAUUGUUUUUUUGUUUUUAA
Molecule: messenger RNA, 716 nt
Organism: Triticum dicoccoides
Lineage: Eukaryota; Viridiplantae; Streptophyta; Magnoliopsida; Poales; Poaceae
Product: G2/mitotic-specific cyclin-1-like
Exons: 3
Coding region: 1-543 (180 amino acids)
Source: RefSeq, a predicted model, not a curated record